This is a messenger RNA of Vicia villosa (hairy vetch), 1211 nucleotides long. RefSeq names its product translocon-associated protein subunit alpha-like. The record is from RefSeq and is a predicted model, not a curated record. Gene Ontology annotation, cellular component: endoplasmic reticulum membrane; endoplasmic reticulum. The transcript has 8 exons. Bases 157 to 933 code for a protein of 258 amino acids. NCBI's taxonomy places the organism in Eukaryota, Viridiplantae, Streptophyta, Magnoliopsida, Fabales, Fabaceae.
CUGUACACGGUAAAGGAAACGACAACGAUUAUUACAAAAUUCCGAGUCACACGUUUCUUCUUCUUUCUCUGUUUUUCUGGUUUCUACUAUAUCCCUUUUCCAUUUCCAUUACAACAACCCUAAAACAACGCACACCACAACCCUGGAACCAUCCACAUGGCGCUCAUCAACAACUUCUGGAUUCUCUCCUUCCUUCUCUUCCUCAUCACUUCCCCACUCCUCCAAGUUGUUAGGUGUCAGUCAGAUGAAGCUGCUGAGAAUGCUGGUGAAGUGAGUGACAUUGGAAUUGUUGGUGAUGAAACCGAUGAUGCUCAAGACUUUGCGGAUGGAGGCUUCCCUUCUGCCCCGGGGAUUGAUACCGUCUGUGUCUUCCCUAAGAAUAUUGCAAGAUUGGUAAAAGGUGGUGAAGAGGCAGAGCUGCUUGUCGGUCUGAAAAAUGAUGGGCAGUCGAGUUUGAACGUUGUUGCAAUUAAGGCCAGCGUUUACCUUCCAUCUGAUCAUCAUCUUCUUGUUCAAAACCUUACUGUUCAGGUUUUCAACAACGGCUCUGUGCCAUCAUCAGCUCAGGCUACUUUCCCAUAUAUAUUUUCUGUCAGCAAGUUCUUGAUGCCUGGACCGUUUGAUCUUGUGGGCACCAUUGUAUAUGAGAUAGACCAACAUCCAUUCCAAAACACCUUCUAUAAUGGCACUAUUGAAGUUGUUGAGCCUGGUAUUUUAUUCAGCAUGGAAUCUGCUUUUCUUUUUACUCUUGGAGCUGCACUUCUUGUCCUACUUGGGCUAUGGAUUAAUGGUCAAGUACAACAGAGCUUUAAGAAACCAAAAAGAUCUUCCAAAGUUGAAGUUGGGACUAAGACUACAGAUGCUUCAAUGGAUGAAUGGCUUGAGGGAACUGCAUAUACUCGGUCUACGUCAAGCAAAUCUAAGAAGAAGUAGACUACUAACUCUUCUCUAGCUCAGCCGCGCGAGACCCUUCCACGGAGUACAGAAUCUUGUAAUAGACUAGGUUGGAGAGAGAACUAGCAAGAAGUUCUAAAAUUUAGGUUGAAAAGACCUGUCUUUGUGUUGUAACUUGUAUGUAGCGUAUGAGAGCAUUUUUAUGGCUAUUGUUUUGCUUAGAAAAUAAUAACAGGGAUCUGAGUUAGUAAUACCAUACGACUUUGAACUGGCAGAGUUUGGUUAGAUUCUGUUAAUUUGAUCUGGAUUUUGUUAAA